AUGGGACAGUCUGUGCCGUUUCCCCCAACACAAGAAUGGCAGAGAGUGCAGACUGCGAACACCAAACUCCAACAGGACCACCCUACCAAGGCGGACCGAAACGGCGAGGCACGGAGCAGGUACCACAAGUUAUAUUCCCACUCUGUAUACCCCAACACAAAUUAUAAUUAUAGCUCGGCGGCGACGAUCAUCUACUUGAACACAUCGCUGUACAACGCCGCAUACAGCAACAAUCUCAUGCAUUGGACCCGUGGGGGGCCGGGCCGGGGACACCGAUCCACGGACAUCCGAGGUCAGCAACCAUCUCAACACCAUGGCGCCUGGAGUAGAUUUUAUAAGCGCAAAGAAGGGCUAAUUUCUCCCUCUUCUACACUGGCCUCUGCGGAUAUCAGCGGCAACGAGCGGGACCAAGCGCAGAUUUACACUACUUGGAAACGAUCCAUUACAAACAACCACUUGCCACUGACAAAUGACACGGGGACGCGCACUAAGGAGGGAGCCUAUCCUCCCAUGGGGUCGAUGAAGCUUAGUAACGCGGACAGGCAGGGGGAAAACUAA
Molecule: messenger RNA, 558 nt
Organism: Knipowitschia caucasica
Lineage: Eukaryota; Metazoa; Chordata; Actinopteri; Gobiiformes; Gobiidae
Source: the annotation of a GenBank genome assembly